This is a messenger RNA of Beta vulgaris subsp. vulgaris (sugar beet), 469 nucleotides long. Its product is annotated as putative formamidase C869.04. The coding region runs from base 169 to 441 and encodes 90 amino acids. The transcript is spliced from 2 exons. NCBI's taxonomy places the organism in Eukaryota, Viridiplantae, Streptophyta, Magnoliopsida, Caryophyllales, Amaranthaceae. Gene Ontology annotation, molecular function: hydrolase activity, acting on carbon-nitrogen (but not peptide) bonds, in linear amides. The record is from RefSeq and is a predicted model, not a curated record.
UCAGGUGUAUUAAAUCAAUCAAUGGCUUUAUUAUAUGGUGCAAGAACUGUAGUUCCAGUAGAUCUGAAGAAGCAGCCAUGGGAACAGAAGCUUCCCCUUCACAACCGGUGGCACCCGGACAUACCACAUGUCGCAGAAGCGAAGAUUGGAGAGGUUUUCAGGGUAUAAAUGGUAGAUUUUACUGGAGGUGGUAUAAAAAAUGACUCCUCUUCUGAGGACAUCAAGCAUGCUGAUCUUUCUGUUGUACAUUACCUAAGUGGGCCAAUCAAGAUUUUAGAUGAAUAUGGGGUUCCGGCCAAACCAAGUGAUCUUCUCGUGGUGGAGAUAUGCAACCUAGGUCCUCUGCCUGGAGAUGAGUGGGGUUACACUGCAACAUUUGAUAGAGAAAAUAGGGGUGGGUUUUUGACUGAUCAUUUCCCUUGUGCUACUAAGGCUAUAUGAUAUUUUGAAGGGAUAUACGCAUACUCAC